AUGUUUCCUUCUCGACACCUGAUUGCGACGGGAACGGCACUGGGAGCUGUUGCAAUUGCCGAUAUCGUGAGUAUCGACCAGGCGCCACCUCGGAUGCCCCUCACUCAAGCGGACGCUCUCCCCAAGGUGUCUGGGCGCUACUGCGAAGGCGGACAUCGGUGCUCCGCCCCGAAGGAAUGCUGCGCCCAGGGCUGUUGCUAUCUCUACGCGCCGCCGAGUCCGCCGCGCACGGUGCCUCCGGCGGCGGAUCACGUGCUGAACCUCUUCUUCAUCAACCACUGGUACUUCUGGUGCCUCGUGCUGGCCAUCAUCCUGGCUCUCCUGUGCGCCUGUUCGCUGUGGAAGAAGCGCCGGCAGCUGUGCGGAUGGGGCGUCUCCGGCGCCGGCCACAGCACCCACUCAGAAGGUGAUUCCGCGGGCUCGUGCUACGCUCCGCCUCAGUAUAGCCGCUGCAGUUCCUUCCACCACGCUCCGCCACCCUACACGGAAGUCACCUCGAAGCCCGACCUGUAUCCGCUGGUGUUCUCUUGCAACGGCGACAGUGGCAAGAAUGGCGCCAACUACCUCAUGGUGCAGUACUUUCGCAACUACAUCGUGAGGCCGCUGGGCAGCAUCUCGGCCACCAGCACAGUGGACUCGCUCAGCUCCAGCUUCAUCUGCACAGUGAACGAGGCCAACAGUCUCGUGCCGCCGCCGUACUCGCGUGCCGCCAGUCCGGACGCCACCACCACCAUCUCCAUCAACAGAGCCUUCCCGCGCUCAGCCUCGCAGCACGCCACGUUCGCCGCAGAUCCGCACCACCUGCGGCCCGCCAACUCCGUGCCCGGCGUCAUGAACUGCGUCCAGCCGGGCACCAGUGAGGACGGAUCCACGCCGUGCCUGCGCUUCUCCGACAGCACCAACUUCCCCUACCUCUCGGGCGGAUCGCAGCACCAGCCCUCGCCCGGCACAGUCACACUGAACAUCUCUCAGAGCGAGCACCACAUCCAGGCGCUGGGCGCCGGUCAGAGCCUGGCCACGAGUGCCACCAGCGCGGCCAGCAACAAUGUUCUCUGCAGCCCUUCGGGACAAUCCGUUCCUGCUUCGGGAUCUGUGGAGAAUUUCCAUCAUCAGAACUACGAAGAUUUAAGUGCUUUGAGACGAAAUCUCGAGAAAUGUUGCCACAUUUUGCAGAAGCAGCACCCGUCUGGCCCGGCAAAGUUCCCCCUGACGCCGGGCGAGAAGUCUCCCAGUGCCCUGGAGGCGGGAUCGGAGCACUACGGCGGUCUCCGGACGUUUGUCAACUCCAACAUGGACUCGGCCGUGUCGAGUUUGACCAACAUCGAGAGCCCCAUGUCGCCGCCGCAGGCCAUCAGUCCCACGGACGAAGUGCGCGAGUUGCUGGAGCAGAUCAAGCAGCUGCAGAGCACGACGUCGGCCCUCGAGGCGACCGAGGGUGGCUCGAGGAGUGACCAACGCAGAUCUGGCCCUCCUGGACAGCAUGCCGAGUGUGUUGUCACGCCGGAGACGUACACCGUGGGCACGCGCAGGAGUCUGUUCGGCAAGUCCACAAAAUCCGCGUACAUUCCCUUCUCGUCGGUGAGGGAGACCCAGCGCAGUCCCACGGGCCAGCGCCCCACGAGCUUCCUCAUCCUCGCCAAGGGCUACCCCUACUCGGGCAAGAGGAGCUGGAUAUCGCGAUCGGCACCGACGACGCCGGGCACCGCCCUGCCAACGACAAAUCAACUCACCGAGGACAGUCCGCUCCUCGAUGAGCACGACGAAGAGGAGCAGAACGUGUAAAGGAACCCCAGUUUGACCCCGCCCCUCCCU
Molecule: messenger RNA, 1812 nt
Organism: Phlebotomus argentipes
Lineage: Eukaryota; Metazoa; Arthropoda; Insecta; Diptera; Psychodidae
Exons: 3
Coding region: 1-1782 (593 amino acids)
Cellular component (GO): cytoplasmic vesicle membrane
Source: RefSeq, a predicted model, not a curated record